AUGAAGGCUUUGCUUAAAUUAUUUAUAACCAGCGAGCACCAGCAGCUUACCAAAUCGCGCGACUACAAGGGGGGAUGGUCCUUCUACUUGAUCCUAGCUGGCAUCAUCACUACAUUGGGAUUGUCGCUCCCUGUCGGAUAUAACAUAGGAGUUGUUAAUACACCCGCUGACGUAAUAAAACAAUUUUGUAACGAGAGUUUUGUGAGCCGCUACGACGUGCAUCUUGACAAAAAAUGGCUGAACGUGCUCUGGUCUUCUGUGGUUUCCAUUUUCAUUGUAGGAGGAUGUACAGGCUCCAUUCUCGGCUCUGUUCUUGCCAACAGUUUGGGAAGAAAAAUGGCCACGGUAGUGACAAAUGUGCUGUCGAUAGUAGGCGGCGUGUUUUUUCUGCUCUGCGAACGAGCUAACUCUGUUGAGAUGCUUGUUUUAGGAAGAUUACUAGUCGGUUUAUCUGCUGGCCUAACCACCAGUAUAGUCCCCAUGUACUUGGCGGAGCUAGCACCAUCGAAGUUAACAGGCGCCAUGGGUGUAAUCUGCCCCAUGGGCGUGAACGUCGGUGUGCUGGUCGCGCAGGUCAUGGGAAUAGAUAUUUUAUUGGGUCAUCCUGAUCACUGGCCCUACCUCCUAUCCGCCUUUGCGUUUCUAGUCAUUAUAACGUUACCAGUGUUAUUUAUACUCCCUGAGAGCCCUAAGUUCUUAUUUGUAGUUAAGAGAGACGAGGAAAAAGCUUUAAAAGAACUGAGUCGUCUUCGCGGCGUGUCCAUUAGCGUUCUCAACGAUGACAUAGAGCUGCUGCGCGAGGAGUCGCGGCGCAGCGAGAGCGCGUCCCUGUCUGGCGACACCAACUGGUCCAUGAUGAAGGUGCUGCUUGACAAGAGGCUCCGCUUGCCUCUGCUGCUGGUGUGCAGCAUGCAGGCUGGCCAACAAACCAGUGGGAUUAAUGCGGUGUUUUACUAUUCGCAAACAAUCUUCCUUCAAGCGGGGCUAACUGUGAAGAACGCCCAGUACGCCACGAUAGGGUCCGGCUUCAUUAACGUGUGUACGGCUGUGCUGAUGCUCAAGCUGAUGCCGAAGUUCGGUCGGCGGCCGCUGUUGCUGGGCUCUAUUGCUUCUGCCGUGCUGCUGCUGGCCGCCUUGGCGGUCUGCAUGAUGUUUAUGGAUGCAGUGUCGUGGAUGCCAUACGUGUGCAUGAUAGCGGUGCUCUCAUAUGUUCUGGUAUACGGAUUCGGUCUCGGUCCCAUACCUUACUUCAUCGCCUCUGAGAUAUUCGAAGUAGGUCCCCGUCCAGCGGGUAUGGCGUGGGGCUCGCUCGCCAACUGGGGAGGAAACUUCCUGGUGGGGAUGUCCUUCCCGUCGAUGAGGGAAGCGAUAGGCCCUUACUCCUUUCUCAUAUUUUCUGGUGUCACUGCUGCUCUAUUUGUCUUCCAAAAAAUAUACUUCCCAGAAACCCGCGGCAAAACUCCUGCGCAGGUGACCCAGCUGUGCAGUCGUGGUUUUCAGUCGAGACCCCACAGCUCCCCCCAUAUCUUCGACGCUGUGUCCGUAUGA
Arctia plantaginis is the source of this 1548-nucleotide messenger RNA. The record is from the annotation of a GenBank genome assembly. Lineage: Eukaryota; Metazoa; Arthropoda; Insecta; Lepidoptera; Erebidae.